AUGAGUGCUGGGGCAGAAGUUGAUGCAUCGAUAACAACAGAAAUGAUUUAUCUAUUGAAGGAUUAUACUUUAGAUUUCAAGUCCUCUAAUGGCAGAUUCAAUACAGCCUCUUUGAAGCCAACAAUCACACCAGCAAAGGAGGAUAGUGAGGAUUGGGAAUACAACCUGGCAAUAUACUUGACUCUCUUCUUCUUUUUGUUGCUCUUGCUGGUUUUAUUUCUUUUUAUGGUCAUCAAACAGCUGAAGAAUUCAGUAGCAGCUGUUGUGUGGCAGCCUGGUCGCUCUGUUAGAGAACCCUGGAAUGCGCACAGAGAACAGGCUGUCUAG
Messenger RNA from Carcharodon carcharias (great white shark), 327 nucleotides. RefSeq names its product small integral membrane protein 43-like. The record is from RefSeq and is a predicted model, not a curated record. Bases 1 to 327 code for a protein of 108 amino acids. The transcript has a single exon. NCBI's taxonomy places the organism in Eukaryota, Metazoa, Chordata, Chondrichthyes, Lamniformes, Lamnidae.